This is a messenger RNA of Argiope bruennichi, 6535 nucleotides long. RefSeq names its product tolloid-like protein 1. NCBI's taxonomy places the organism in Eukaryota, Metazoa, Arthropoda, Arachnida, Araneae, Araneidae. Gene Ontology annotation, molecular function: zinc ion binding; metalloendopeptidase activity; calcium ion binding. Gene Ontology annotation, biological process: proteolysis. The transcript is spliced from 19 exons. The coding region runs from base 445 to 3552 and encodes 1035 amino acids. The record is from RefSeq and is a predicted model, not a curated record.
CGUCACAAUCUCACUGUUGCCAGAUGAGAAUGUGCGAGCUGCUGCCAGUCUUCCACAAGCGAUCGUAGAGCGAGGAAGAGAGAAAGUUUAUCGUCUGCACAGCUGCUGCUGAGUUCGGUUGUUUUGUUCUGUGAGCUGUUUAAUAAUUUCUUUUUUACCCGCCGUUUUACGUGUGGAGUUGUUUCUGUUCUGACCGACCUUCGAAAUUCUAUUUUAUAAAUUUUAAGCGUAUUUUCUUCGCUUAAUUUGACAGGAAUUUUCUGCCUAAUUGCUACUUUAAUUUUUUGUCCAAACAAUUUGUUUUGGUGCCUGUAUUUGUAAAGUUAAGCGAAAGUGAGGAAAACUUAGUUCCGUUUCCUGUUUUGCUUUACUUGAAGAGAAGCUGAUUUACUGGAAAUGAGAUGACGUGGUGACUCUGGCCUUGAAAGGGUGGUUCCACCCACUAUGAUGGAGGAAUUCGGUAAAGUUCUUAUGACAGCAGCCAGAGUGGCCUGCAGAAAGAAUGUGGUCGUUGUGGAAGUGUUAAUUUUUGUGGUCAUUUUAACGGUGUGUUCCAAAGGAGAAGCCAAAAAAUGGACAAUGGAAGAGCUGACCUCGGCCAGAUUUCCUCAUAAAGUGUCCAAUGAUAUUUAUUUGGAUCCUUGCAAAUCAGAUGGAUUUGUGGGAGAUAUAGCGUUGAGUCGGUUAGAAAACGAGGAAUAUGAAAAAGAACUUCAGGCGGAAAAAGAGGAAAAGGAGAAAGCGGAGCAACUCGCCAAGAGCCUGGAAAAGAGCGCGAAAAACUUGACCGACAGCGAAACAAGGAAAAGGCACUGGACCUCCAAGCGACUAUCCAAACAGAAACUCAGGGCCCAAAAGAAACUUCGACAUUCUGGCAAAAACAGGCGGAAAAACAUCUCUCACAACAGGCCCAAACGGGCGGCAACCGCUCGACCCGAAAGACUGUGGGACCGAGCUGUCAUACCCUACGACAUCGAAUCCAAUUUCAGUGGCGACCACCGAGCUUUGUUCAAGCAGGCCAUGAGGCACUGGGAGAACUACACAUGCGUCCAGUUCGUGGAGAGAGAAGAGCAUCCCAACUACAUCGUUUUCACGGAAAGACCCUGCGGGUGUUGUUCUUUCGUGGGGAAGCGCGGCAACGGCCCGCAGGCGAUCUCCAUUGGCAAGAACUGCGACAAAUUCGGCAUUGUGGUGCACGAGCUCGGCCACGUGGUGGGCUUCUGGCACGAGCACACCAGACCGGACAGGGACAAGCACGUGCAGAUCAUCAACAAAAACAUCAUGACCGGUCAGGAGUACAACUUCAACAAACUGACGGAAGAAGAGGUGACAUCCCUGGGUCUCGCCUACGACUACGCCAGCAUCAUGCACUACGCGCGCAAUACGUUCUCGAAGAGCACCUACCUGGACACCAUCCUACCCCAGGAGGACCCCACCCAGCGCAAGAGGCCAGAGAUCGGCCAGCGGGUGAGGCUCAGCGAGGGAGACAUCGCCCAGACAAACAUGCUUUACAAAUGCCCAAAAUGCGGCAAAACAAUGCAACAGCCAACCGGAACUUUGUCGUCUCCGGAUUUCUCCAACUCCAUCCCCCCGCACGAGCCUGUUCACUGCGAAUGGCGAAUCACCGCCACGCAAGGGGAGAGGAUCAUUCUCAACAUCACGGAAAUCGACAUUCACAAGUCCGAGAAUUGCGAAACGGAUUACCUGGAAGUCAGAGAUGGAUAUUGGUACAAGUCACCACUGUUGGGCAAGUUCUGCGGUGACACCAAAGUUCCAGAUGUUCUUGUGAGUACUAAAUAUCGCAUGUUGGUGACCUACAAAACGUCAUCCAGCCACAAUAAUUAUAAGGGAUUCAAGGCCCACUACGAAGCUAUUUGUGGUGGUGACAUCGUCCAAGAGAAAGGUAUUCUACACAGUCCAAAUUAUCCAGAAGAUUACUGGUCGAAUAAAGAAUGCACUUGGCGGAUUACGGUGCCAGAAAAUCACCAGGUGGCGCUGAAAUUUCAAUCUUUCGAAAUCGAAAACCACGACAACUGCGUGUAUGAUUACCUGGAAAUCCGCGAUGGCCAUGAAAGCACGAGUCCUCUACUUGGCAGAUUCUGCGGCUACAAGAACCCGGACGACAUCCGGUCAACGGGCAAUAAGAUGACCGUCAAAUUCGUCUCCGACAGAUCGGUGCAAAAAGCGGGUUUUGCGGCCGACUUCAUCAAAGAGUUGGACGAAUGCAAAGGGGAUCACGGCUGCGAACACGAAUGCACAAAUACGUUGGGAGCAUACAAAUGCGAAUGCAGGAUUGGAUAUGAAUUGCACUCCGAUGGCAAAAAGUGUGAAGAUGCGUGCGGGGGCGUGAUCGAAGAGACUAACGGCACCAUCAUCAGUCCGUCCUUCCCCGAUCUCUACCCGCCUAAUAAGUUCUGCAUAUGGGAGAUCAUUGCGCCGCCGCAGUACAGGAUCACACUCAACUUCACUCACUUCGAUUUGGAAGGGAAUAACCAAGAUUGCGAAUACGACAGCGUAGAUAUCCGCAGCAAGAUGGCGGACGACGAAGUGCGCAAGCACGGGGUGUUCUGCGGUUCGAGGUUACCACCCGUGAUCACCUCGGAGGGCAACUCACUUCGCAUCGAAUUCAGCUCCGACAACUCCGUGCAAAAGAGCGGGUUCGGAGCCCUUUUUUUCACAGACAAAGACGAAUGCGCUACGAACAAUGGUGGGUGCCAGCACAUUUGCAAGAACACCAUCGGCAGUUAUGCAUGUUCUUGCCACAAUGGGUUCGUCUUACACGAAAACAACCACGACUGCAAAGAAGGUAGUUGCAGUCACCAGAUCACUACACCCUUUGGUGAGAUCACCAGCCCUAAUUUCCCCGAUUACUACCCCAGCAGAAAAGACUGCGCAUGGCUCUUCACGACGACACCAGGACACAGGAUCAAGCUGGUGUUCCAUGAGUUCGAAUUGGAACCCCACCAGGAGUGUGCUUAUGACCGCAUCAGUGCGUACGACGGGCAGGACGAGGACGCUCCCACCCUGGGCAGAUUCUGCGGCAGCAAGGUGCCUCACCCGAUUCUGGCUUCCGGAAACCGAAUGUAUCUCCUCUUCAAAUCGGACGCCUCCGUACAAAGAAAGGGUUUCAGGGCCACACACACAACUGUUUGUGGAGGGCGUCUUCUUGCCCACCGGGAAAUGGAACAUCUCUACUCCCACGCCAAAUAUGGCGACCAGAACUAUGACAAUAAGGAGGAUUGUGACUGGAUUGUCCAGGGACUGAACGACCACCGAGUGCGACUGCGGUUCCUCACUUUCGAGGUUGAACACGAACAGGAUUGUGGAUAUGACUACGUCGAGGUAUAUGACGGGGAAGAUGACUCUGCCAAGAACAUGGGCAAAUUUUGUGGGAACAAGGUGCCACCUGAAUUCUAUUCGAGCGGGGAUACGCUCAUGGUGCGAUUCCGUUCCGACGACACCAUCAACACCAAAGGAUUCUCGGCCGCCUAUACGGCGUUCGAUGCACCUCUAGAUGAAAACGACGAUAUAAUGGAACGAUACCACCUCUAGUAGCAAAUCUCAUAAUCAGAGACUUCUUUGUACAGAUAUCGAAAAAAUUAAUAAUUUAAAAAAAAGACGAAACUUUAUUUCGGUGUGAACGAGAUCUGUCUCUCGACCGAAGCUCCAUCUUUCGGAUUGUCCACGAACUAAUACAGUCGUGUCUGCUGGCGCUUUUCUGUUAGGAACAGAAGAUUUUUUCAGUUAGUGAUAGGAAAGCGUUAAAUAUAUUCUGUGCCAUACACGAUGCGAUGAUCGUCUCAGAUCUAUUUAUUUCUAAGUUUCUGAAGUCGGUUUACGAUCUAAUGUACAGCUUAACGAUCUUCGAGGCACUUCUUUAUAAUAGACCAAUCCGUUUAGUGAUGAUAUGGAUACAAAUAGCUAUUAUUAUUGCAAAAAUGAGCAAAACGAAAUAGAAUUUAUUCAAAAAUCGAAAUUAAUAUGAGUUUACUUAAUUUUUUGGAAUAAUGGUUUCCUUUAAUUCAUUCGUAUGUUCCUGCUGCUGCAUUUAAAUUUUGCAAGAUCAAAAAUUAGAAUGUUUUUUUAUCCUGUAUAACAAAAUUUUCAAUCCUGUUCUAAAGUCUAUUUUUAGUUUAGUUUAAUGUCAAAAAAUGAAUCCUGCCUAUAUGUUGAAAAGUGGGUCCAAAGAAAUUCUAAAAGACAAAAUGAAAGACAAUAUUUAUAUAUUUCCCUCUUCUAUCUAAUUAGAUGUGAAUUGAAUUAAAAUGCAAUUGUGCAAAAGAGUAUAAAUGUGUAUGCAAUUCUAAAACACUCAUAAGAUACCCUAUUAGCAUAAAAUAUUGUAUGAUAUUCCCACGAUGUUAUUCGAUGUUCUGAAUGCCGGCCAAUGUUGGGAGAAUAGCGUAACAAUACGGUAUGGCAUUUUGUGCUAAUGGGGUCAUAUGAAUAUUUUAAAAUACCACACAUUAAAAUUUUCAUAGGAAGAAAAAAAGGAAUUUAUAGUGUUAAUCUUAAUUUUUUUGAAUAUUAGAAACGAUUCUCGUCCAUAUUGUGAAAAGUGGGUCCAAAUGCUGAAAGUAGAGGCUUGCGUCUUAUCGAUUGAUAAUCUGCUCUUUGAUUCUGUGUGGUAUACAAAACGUUUUCAAGUAAACACGACUUCAGAUUCUUUAAACUGUUGGACUUAUGUCUAAAACUUGUGUCUGAGAACAAUGUGUGUGUGCCAAAAAUGUAUCUUAGAAUGGUAUAUUGAGCAAGAUAUUAGAAGAAAUAUACUUAUGAAAGAAAUUACAGAUAUCAUAUGUUAAUGCUAAGCUUAUACAUUUUUUCCCUGUGUAUUUCUUUUUUUAAAUGAUUAAUUUACAAACUUGUAAACAAUUUUUGUUAUUCUUUUUAAAACAAAAAGUGUUUUAAAGUCAAUUUAAGUGAUUUUUAAGUACUUAACCAUUUCAAAGCAGUUUACUAAUAUUUCUUGCUUUUUUAACGAUUUUAAUAUUAUACAACAUCAAUUCAAAAAUAAAUAAGUAUAUUUAAGGGUGAUAUGCAACCCAUUACUAUUCUCAUUCAUAAAGAAACAAAUGUUUUUAAUAAAAUCGAAAAUGAAAAUUUAUGAACAUAUAAAUUCUGGUCCAUUGCGUGUAGCAAUUCCUUGUGAAUUUCAAAAAAAAAUCCACUAAUUUUACAAAAAAUUUCAGUUUUUUUUAUUAGUUCUUACUGAAUAUAAUUUUUUAAAAAACAUUUUCCUUCUAUAUGUUAUCAAAGACAUUAUUUUUUUAAUGUUGAAUUGCCUUUAGUUCUAGUCAUAGAUUUUAUGUCGUGCUGCCAUCUAGCGGCUAUUAGAGCCAACAAUUGAUUAUGCUUUUUAAUUAAAGAUAUCUUUUACUUUCCUUCUUGAAUUUCGGAUGAAGGAAAUAUGAAAUAAAUAAGAUAACAGAAGAACGUAGAAAUUGUUUCUAGAAUAUAUGUCAUUUGUUGAAAGAUGUGAGCAAAUUUCGAAAAGUGAUCUAGAAAGAAAAUAAACUCCAACUAAACAAAAAUGCAUAUCGCAUAGUCUUUAAAUAGACUGAACUACAACUAUUGUUGGGAAACUUAAGCAGUUUAAUAAUAUUGUAGUAAAUUUUUUAAACUGUGCAGUGUAAAGUUGGGACACUCAACUUUUUUUAUUUGUAUCUGUAUGUUUACUCACAUUGUAUUGAAGUAGAUCCUAUAGAACUGCUUUUAAGAUAAAGUAUAAAAGUAAUGUAACAUAACUGUUGUUCAAAAAGUUUCAAACAUGUAACGAAACAUAAUACAAUUCAAAAAAAAUACUUUAAAAAUUUAACAUAUUUUAUUAAGGGCAAAUGAAUUAAAGUGAAAAUUGUGCAUUUCAGUAAAUAUUUUUUGAGAGUGUGAAAUCUCAUUAUAUAUUAAUACUCAUUAUUUGAACGUAAAGCAACAAACUUUACAAAGUUCUUUUAUAUUAAAUGAUUCAAAACAUUUGAGUGGUUUCAGUUCGAAAAAAAGUAAUUUAAAUGUAUCUGCUGUUCAAUUCAUUAAAUGUUUUAGUAUUGAAUAAAGACUUCCAAUGUUUAAGAAAGAAAUGCAUAUAAAUCAUACUAACUAUUAGCAAAAAAAUUUAGCAUAAGUUUUUUUUUAUUUUCAAUUUUUAUUGGAAGAAAAUAUUAAAAUAUACGAAAAUUUCCCUUCAAAAAUAUUUGACUUUCUAUUUAAAGAAAACAAAAAUAACAUUUGUUAAAAAUAUUAUGCUAAAAAUGUCUACAAUUCUAUGAAGAAUAUAAUACUAAUUAGAAUGUUAUUUCAGCAGUUUUUACCCACAUAUCUUUGGACAAAUAAAUUCAUUUUCAAAUAUCUACACUUGACAUUGUACAGGAAAUGGAAAAUUGUAUCUGCGACUAACUCUUUGGCGUUAGCUUCUAGAAACGUUAAGAGUAGCAUUUUACAUACUAGCGAGCCUUCUGUUAAUGGAAUGGAUACUGUAAACGUAUCAUCAAUGAAUGUCUUUGUUUUUAACUACUUAUCAUUAAAUGUUCGUUUUCAA